CUCGUAGGCAAAGGUACGUUAAAGACGUGACAAAAUGACGGCCACCACUUGAGGGAUAAACCGCUGGUUUAGGUUGUAGUUUAAAAAUAUGGCGCAAGAGAGUGAAACCGGAGAUGUUGACAGAGAGAGCGGGGAGUCGUGGAAGCGACGCCCGGGCGGAGGCGUGCGGAGUCGGCAGCGCUCCGGAGACACCGCGGUGCAGGUGCGGGCCGUGAAGGCGGCGCUGAUGGACGCUCUGGGACCUCAUGAGCGACUCAUCACCUACAUGCAAGCGGUUCUUUUGUGGGAGAAACCUGUACACAGCGUGCUUCUGUACACUCUCACCAACUGCGGCUUCUGGUUCUUUGCUUUGAGCUCGGUGAGACUGCUCUUCCUGUUGGCUUUGGGACUGGCUCUGGUGGUGUGUGUCGACAUGUGGAGGAACAAGAUUUGGCCCAAGAUCAAAGUGAAGCGAGUGGAUGAGAGCGAAAAUGAAAGCUGGGGCCUGGUGCAGCCCGGCACCAUGAGCGUACCCGAGUUGUGCCACCACAUGGCCGAAGUUUGGGUGAGCGUAAAGUCGUCCGCUGUCGAUCUUGUCGAGUUUAAACGACACAACCCCGGACAGUUCUGUGUGCUGGUCUGUGGGCUGUUCUCUUUCUUGGCCAUGGUGGGGCGCUACAUCCCUGGAGUCUUCCUGUCUUACGUCGCAGUGUGGGACGUGUUGUUGUGUCCGCUGGCGAUUUACUAUCGGCUCUUACCUCGUGUGUGUGUGAGGCUGGAGCCAGCCCUGCAGUGGCUGGACUUCAGCGUCAAAGGCUACAUGAUGUCAAAGCCCAUAGACAAUCAGUUCCUUCGGCGACCGAUCCGAAGUGGCACCUCUGGUGACACCAGCGACAGCGAGGAGGAGCUGGCUGCCUUCUGCCCUACAUUUGAUGAAGCGAUGGUUGCUAAGGAACUAGCGAUGACCGAUUCGGAGCACUCGGAUGCGGAAGUCUCGUACACAGAGAACGGCACCUUUAACCUGUCCAGGGGACAGACGCCUCUCACCGAUGGCUCAGAGGAGCUCGACAGGCACAGUGACCCAGAGGAAUCGUUUGCUCAGGACCUCCCAGAUUUCCCGUCGAUAAACCCAGAUGCAACGUUGAUGGAGGAUGAUGACGAACCCAGCCUCGGGCUGCCUAGCAUGGGCUCGAUCGGCAUCUCUGGCACUCGCGCUUCCACCUCCUCCGCCCUGCUGGACCUGGACACGCAGCUGGACUCGGACCAGGACGACCUCGACACUGACCUCUCGCUCGGCGGCCUCAACAUGUCCUCUGACAUCACCGGCAAUCUAGCGAGCCUCCUGGCCAGCAACAUGAUUCAAGCGGCUCUCUCUGGGGCCCUGCAGGGUCCUCACGGAUACAGGAAAGAGUCGAGCUCAGAGCUGGACCUGGACUUGGACCAGGACCAGGACCAGGAUGACUUUGAGCUGCUGGAUCAGUCCGAGCUCAACCAGAUGGAUCCUUUAGGGGGCUCGGGGACGAGAGGAAGCAGCCAGAACAGAACACAGGGAUCCAGCUUUCUGUCCAACCUGCUGGGGAAGCCACAGUGAGCCGUGUGUGUGUGUGUGUGUGUGUGUGUGUGUGUUCUGAUACACACCUACCUAUAUUACCACCUUCUACCUGUCCAUUCUCUAGAGCAUAGCGAAGAGCCAGUUUGCAGUGUGUGUACAUAUAGGUGUGUGUAAUGCACAGGUUAUGAAUGUUGUAUUAGGUUCCACUAGUCAGUGGCUCCAGUCAAUCACUGUGAAGUCGUUUUGUUUUCUCGGCUGUUCCCCCGUUUCCCCCGAAUUUCUUUUGUAGGCACAGCAAUAGUACACGAGGACCGGGAGAAAAUCUUACCGAAACCAGCAUAGCAAACGCCAAACCUUUUUACAGCAUCCGAACGGUAACAAACUGAGCCUUAUUUACAAACGCAAAAAUUACCAAGGCAAAAAUCCUGUACAGUCAUCAUUGUUUAACACGAUACACUCACGAUGGGACCAAGCCACACAUUCCUGUAUAGAUGCUGUAGAUCACACACACAUCCAGCAACGCAGCACAGAGCAAUCAGGAGUCAGUCAGUCGUUCGUACCGCAAACGCCGCUGAUCAACCAUCCAGUCUUAAUUCAGAACAUAGCAUGUCUUCAUUUACCUCGCUUCCUGUUCGACGCUAACCUCAAAAGCUACGUUUUCAUUUUCGUUUGGCUGAAGUGAAUAAACCUUGGGGUUUCAUUCUAAAAAAUUACUGCAACUUAGUCAUUUAUACAUAAAAAAAAAACAAAAGAAUUAUCUUAUAAAAUAUACACCAUGUCCACUGAGAACCAGUAAGGUCAGAUCCGUUAAAAAAAUGUUUUAAUUAUUUCUUAUACGAUUUAGUUUUGAUUUAUUCAUGUGAUUACUUACUUACCUUCUUAGCUAAAGAGCUAUCUCCAGUUUCCAGCCCUGAUUGUCACCGUGCAAAAGGGUUGGCUUUCUGCUCCCCGACGUGUGCGUGAAUACUGAUACUGAUACUACGGGGUGUGGUAGCCUAGUGGCUAAUGUGUUAGACUACAGAUCAGAAGGUUGCAAGGUCAAAUCCCAGGUCCACCAAGGUGCCAGUUAUGGGCCCCUGUGCAAGGCCCUUAACCCUUAACUCAGUUAAGUAUAAAACGAUGGCUGUGGAUAAAAUGCCGUAAAUGACGUCAGUGUGCUUGGUUUAUAAAUCUCCAGUACUGUGUCAUGCUGUGUUCACUGAUACCAAGCAAAACAUGAGAUCUCUCCCUUCUCUCUCUCUCUCUCUCUCUCUCUCUCUCUCUCUCUCCCUUAUCUCUCUCUGUCUCUCUCUCUCUGUCUCUCUCUCUCUCUCUCUCUCUCUCUCUCUCUCUCUCUCUCUCUCCCUUCUCUCUAUCUCUCCCUUAUCUCUCCCUUUUCUCUCUCUGUCUCUCCCUUCUCUCUCUCUGUCUCUCUCUCUCUCCCCCUUCUCUCUCUCUGUCUCUCUCUCUCUCCCCCUUCUCUCUCUCUGUCUCUCUCUCUCUCCCUUAUCUCUCUCUC
Messenger RNA from Tachysurus vachellii, 3029 nucleotides. RefSeq names its product reticulophagy regulator family member 3 (gene retreg3). Lineage: Eukaryota; Metazoa; Chordata; Actinopteri; Siluriformes; Bagridae. The coding region runs from base 89 to 1570 and encodes 493 amino acids. The transcript is spliced from 10 exons. Gene Ontology annotation, biological process: reticulophagy. The record is from RefSeq and is a predicted model, not a curated record.